GAUGUAAGGGAAUAUGCAUUAUUGUUAUCUUUAUUAUUCUGGAAGCCCCCUCCCCCCCACAUGAGCACAUGUCUCAGAUUAGAAAACCUUGCCCAAGGGUUGAGGCUAUAAACUGAGAAGCGACAAGAGCAAGAGCAAGCGCCAUUUCGGUACUUUGCAGGCUGAGAGACACCAUGGAGGGGGACUUCACUGGCAAAGAGGCUUACCAGAAGCAUUUCCAUGCCAAAGAUUACUUAAAGACCUAUAUGUCUUUUGGCUCUGCUGACUCUUCAGGCUGCGAUGUUGCAUUCAGCGAUGUCAUGGACAAGCUCCACAAGGCAUUCACAAAGGAUGGCAUCCGAGGGGAGAUCCUCAUUGACAUUGGCAGUGGGCCCUCCAUCUACCAACUCCUCUCCGCCUGUGAGUCCUUCCAAGAAAUCAUUGCCACCGAUUUCCUUGAGGAGAACCAGGAAGAGAUGCAAAAGUGGCUGAAGAAGGAUCCGGAAGCCUUCGACUGGACCCCGAUGGUGAAAUACGUCUGCCAGCUGGAGGGAAACAG
Molecule: messenger RNA, 538 nt
Organism: Sceloporus undulatus (fence lizard)
Lineage: Eukaryota; Metazoa; Chordata; Lepidosauria; Squamata; Phrynosomatidae
Product: nicotinamide N-methyltransferase-like
Exons: 2
Cellular component (GO): cytosol
Molecular function (GO): N-methyltransferase activity
Source: RefSeq, a predicted model, not a curated record